Molecule: messenger RNA, 3340 nt
Organism: Phalacrocorax carbo (great cormorant)
Lineage: Eukaryota; Metazoa; Chordata; Aves; Suliformes; Phalacrocoracidae
Source: RefSeq, a predicted model, not a curated record
GACCCCUGCCCGGGGCGGCCCACGGGCGCCUGCCCGCUCCCCUGCCGCUGCCGCCGGCGGCUGCUGGACUGCAGCCACGCCACCCUGGCCGGUGUGCCCCCGGCCCCCCGCCACCGGGCCCUCUCUGUCCUGUGAGUGCCGGCCGCCCCGCCAGGCCCCUCCAUCUGCCCCUCCUCGGCUUCUUAUUCCUGGUCACCCCUCCCGGGGGGAGUCCCUGGCAGGAGACGUCUUGCCUUCGGGGGGCUCGUGCUGCAGCACCGAGGGAUGAAGGCGAGCUGGCCAUGCUAUUGCAUCUCCAGGCGAACUCCGCUUCCACGUCAGCAGCCAAAUUUGCAGGGGAAGGGGUUUUCCUGAGGGAUGACUGUGUCAAUCAUUUCUUUGCAGAGAUUUCACUGGCAACUUGAUUUCGUCCAUCGAAAAACAAGUGUGGAGAGAAUACCCGUGGGCUGAGUACUUAGUCCUCCAGGACAAUGAUCUGCAGGCAGUGAAGAGGCAUUCACUAGAGGGUCUGCUCUUGCUGAAGCACCUGGAUUUAUCUUGCAAUAAAAUCCUGUCGGUUGAGGAACAUGCUUUUGAGCCACUUCCUUUUUUGCAGCUUAUAAACCUUGGUGGAAAUCGCAUCACACAGAUCCAGAACGGCACUUUCCAGGCAUGGCAUGGGAUGCAGUUUUUACAGAAGCUGAUCCUAAGCCAUAACCCGCUGUCUGUUAUUGCUGACACAUCAUUCUUUGAGCUGCCUUCAGUCAAAUAUCUAGACCUGGGUGCAACCCAAGUGACUCAGCAGACAUUGCUCAUGCUUCUCCUGACAACAGUCUGCUUGGAAACGCUCAAACUGCCCAGCGAUAUGGCCUGCUGCCUCUGCCAGGAGAAACUCACCACCGAAACCCCGUGCAGGACCAUCAAGUUCCACUGUGAGAACCUGUGCACCACCAGCGCUCCCCAGUGCGCUCGCACAGAUGCUCCAGCAGGGAUGCAAGGAGAAAUAAUGGAAGCAGUACAAUCCAGAAAACGGAACACCAGCGCAGUGUUGAACCUAAAGCCCAAGUCGCCUUCGCUCGGGGACCACGACACUGUUACACUUGGAGUUGUCCUGAGCCUGACCGGCACUGAUGGUGAUCUCAGUAACCCAAAUGACCCCAUUUCCAGAACAAAUUCAUAUUCCCCUCAGCCCCUAUCCAGGCAGGAAGGUAAAACCAGUAAGGAGCUGCUGCUGCUGCUCCACAGCAUCCAGCACAUGGGCUGGACCAGUGAAACUGAUAUAAGGAAACUCUAUUUUCUAGCAAAGGCACUUGUGGCUGAGCUCAAGAAUAAGCUGCACAAGGCUAAAAACAUCAUGACUGUGAAAAACACCAUCUCCUCCCUGCCAACACCCGCCAUGCAGGACGAGGUACACGAGAUCCCAGCAGCGGAGGAAGAGACAACCGCGGCCUGGGUGCAGAAGCAGCGUGACUUAGGUUUGAACGAGGCAGCCUUAAACCCCUGGGAAGCGGCUGGAGGGUUAAACCCCACUGACAACAUCUCCAUUUUCGGACAUCACAAAAUAUCCGCACCCCUAUCAAAACAUUCCCUGUCACGCUCCCCAGCAGAGGCCCCUCGUUUGUCUGCGUCUCUUAAGAUUCAAAACUAUUCCAAUGCUGUGGAACAGACCAAGAAAACUCAUAGGAUGGAGGAUGUCGAGGAUGUAGAAGAUGCAGAGGAAGCACCAUCUCCAAGGCAGGACUAUGUUUGGACUCACACAAAGCACAAGCAGGGGGACAGCCUGUAUAAAAGUAAUCAGCUUUUCUACAAGAUGUUUGGCAAUGUGAAUCCAGAGGAAAAGCCCACACCAACAGAAAGUGAAGCAGAGUGGGGACUCAACAAAAACCAGCAUUUUUUCUACAACCUGAUGGUUAACGACAGCCCCUCUGCUGCACGCAGUGUGCUAGAGGACACGGCUGAAGAAGAGGGUUCCUCUCUAGGUGAGCGUUUACCAGCCAUUCCUCAAACCGCAGAAACACACUGGAAGCAACAAAAGGAAGGAUCCAGUUUCCUCAGCAAACCAGGCAGCUCUGACAGCCCGGAUGGCUCGUCACUCCAAGGAGACCUCUUUGAAACUGAGGCCCAUCGUCCCCUGCGCUCGCUCAUCCCAGACGAAGCCCCACAGGUGUUCAUCGCCCACAUGGCACGAGCCCUGAGGAUGGACUGCGGCCUGCCCGAGCUCCAGCUGGCCUGUGCAAAGAUGGUCUGGAAGACGGGGCUGCUCGUAAAGCUGCUCAGCGAGAGGCAGGAUGACCCGGGAGCCUCUGCUCUUGCAGGCCAGUGUCUCCCAGAAGGGAACGUUUCCAGCGGCAUGGCCUCAGCCAGGGAGGCGGGCAGGAAAACCGCAGGGAAGGUAGGAGAGAUACCCGGCUUUGUUGGACAUGUCCUUCGAGACAACGGGGAAUGGGAGGAGCAACCCUCUCUCCCCUCCCGAUUUUCUCGCCUUUUCUCCCAGUGGAAAGCAGAAUACAUCUCCAGCGACAGGCUCCUGUUAGCAGUAUCAGCGUCUGUCAUCAUCGCGAUUAAUCUCAUGGUGAUUUGUCUCAUCGAGGUUUGCUCCCAAAAACCUGCAGCCGCUUCCCAACCCCAAAGCACCAGUAAAUCGUGCCCAAGACGGUUCUUUCAAAAACUCCUGCCACAGAGAUGGAUCAAGAGCAAGUACGACGUUAGAGGGCAGAGCUCACGCGUAUCAGAUCCGAGCAAAACCACACCGCAGUGGCUUAGAGACCUGUACCAACCCCUCGAUUCCCAGCAUAAAAAAUCCAUGGCUCAGCUGUACGAUGAAGAGACCUCAGAUGAGGAGAUUUUCAACAAGUCCAAGCUAAACUGGAUGCCCACAGCGCCCCAGAAAAGCUGCGAUCGUGGGGAUAUGCAAUUAUACAGAGACCCAAUACCUCUGCCUUGUAGCUCCGGUGCACCCCAAGAGCUGGAGCAAUGGUCCCUCUCCACGGAGGAGGAUGCUGUGGGAAGCCACAUGCUCGGGAUACCCCAAACCUCAUCGCAGCGGGAUGGGAACAGGAGGGCUACGAGGGACAGGGAGCCCUCGUAGGGCUCCGGCAGGCUGGGUGCAGCGCCGGGUGCCAGGAGCCGCAGCCGUGCAGGCUCCCCCCACAUGUGGGACACGCUGCCCCUGGAAGAGGACAUCCCUGCGGGGGAACGCGCUGGCUAGGGGCAGCUCUUCUCUGCAGGAGGUGAGCGGGGGGCUGCCGAGGCCCUUGGGGGGCUGCCGUGCGCCCCAGGGACUGUGUAAAGUUGUUCCAUUUGUUCAAUAGCGGGAAAGGGCUGCUGAAAUUGCCAUUAAAACUUGCAAGUUUUUCACCCA